Messenger RNA from Apis florea (little honeybee), 1514 nucleotides. Its product is annotated as enoyl-[acyl-carrier-protein] reductase, mitochondrial. Lineage: Eukaryota; Metazoa; Arthropoda; Insecta; Hymenoptera; Apidae. Gene Ontology annotation, molecular function: oxidoreductase activity. Gene Ontology annotation, biological process: fatty acid metabolic process. Gene Ontology annotation, cellular component: mitochondrion. The record is from RefSeq and is a predicted model, not a curated record.
UUAAAAUUUUAUCUAUUUAGCAUAUGUAGGCAAAUUUAUGAUUAUAGCAAUUCUUUACAUGACCUCUCAAUCAUUACCGUGAUUAUUCGGAAGAAUUAUUUUUUAAAGAACAUUUGAAUAUAAUCAUAGAAUAUUAAAAUGGUUAUAUACGUAAAAAACUUGAUUUUACCUUUGUCACGGUCAAAUAUGAUAAAUUUGACAUCAGUUCGCCAUAUAAAUGCGAUGGUUAAAACAGAUUCUGUAAAAUCUUUAUUUUAUAAAGAAUAUGGAGAACCUGCAGAUGUUUUACAUGUUACAACACAACCUAUUAAUCAACCAGAAAAUAAUGAGGUUUCUGUAAAAUGGUUGUUAGCACCUGUUAAUCCAGCAGACAUAAACACAAUACAAGGUAAAUAUCCAAGUAAACCACCUUUACCAGCUAUUCCAGGAAAUGAAGGAGUAGGUGAAGUAAUAGCUAUUGGAUCUAAUGUAAAACAUUUAAGUGUUGGUGACAGAGUUAUACCAAACGGCACAAAUUUAGGAACAUGGAGAACAUAUGCAAAUUAUACUUCAGAAGAACUUAUGAAGGUUCCUAAAGAAAUUGGUACUAUAGAAGCUAGUAUGUUAAAUGUAAAUCCAUGUACUGCAUAUAGAAUGCUUAAAGAUUUUGUAAAAUUAAAACCUGGAGAUACUGUAAUUCAAAAUGGUGGAAAUUCAGCUGUUGGACAAAUGGUUAUACAAUUAUGUAAAGUAUGGGAUUAUAAGUCUGUUAGUGUUGUACGAGACAGACCAAAUAUACAAGAAUUAAAGAAUCAUUUAUCAAGUUUGGGUGCUGACGAAAUUUUUACUGAGAAUGAAAUAAGAAAAACUCAAAUUUUUAAAAGUAAAAAAUUGCCUUCACCAAAAUUAGCCUUGAAUUGUAUAUGUGGACAAAAUGCAUUGGAAGUUUCAAGACAUUUAGCACAUGGAGGUAUUAUGAUAACUUAUGGUGGUAUGUCUAGAGAACCUUUAACAGUUCCAAUUUCUGCACUUAUUUUUAAGGAUAUAACAUUUAAAGGAUUUUGGAUGACAGCAUGGACAAAAAAAAAUAUGGAUUCUAUAGAGCGUCAAAAUAUGUUUCGUGAAUUAGGAGCAUUAUUUAAAAACAAAAAAUUAAAGGCUCCACUUCAUAAGUUAGUACCAUUUCAUCAGUAUCAAGAAGCUGUUCUAAAUGCAUUACAUACAGAUGGCCGAACUGGAGUAAAAUAUAUCUUGGAUAUGACUAAACCAUAAAGUAAAUUUUUUUUCUAGAUUGUAAUUUAACAAUUUUUUAACGAUUGCAUUUUUUAUUAUACUUAGUAUCAUUUUUAUAUAUUAAAAAUGAAUGUUAAUAUGUUUAAUGCAAAAAAUAACUUAAUGAUGUUUGCUAUGAUACAUUUUGUAAUGAAUUUAAUUAAAUUAAAUUAAAUAUAUUUUUCAUUAAAACUACGAAGUAAUUUUAAAAUAAUUCAUCAUAGAUAGCAGAUAAAAAAUUAAAUAAAACUUAACUACAUUAA